This is a messenger RNA of Paramecium tetraurelia, 1005 nucleotides long. RefSeq lists its product as uncharacterized. NCBI's taxonomy places the organism in Eukaryota, Ciliophora, Oligohymenophorea, Peniculida, Parameciidae. The transcript is spliced from 6 exons. The record is from RefSeq and is a predicted model, not a curated record.
AUGGCUUCCUAUAAAUCUAUUUUAGACGGACUCCUUGAAUCAGUCUCAAAUAUUGUGGUUGCUAGGAUUCGCACCCUAAAAUAAACUUACAAUGAUUCAUCUUUGAAUCGAUUACCUGCUAGUAGCGAUACAAAGUUAUCAUUGCUCGGAGCAAAGCAAUUUCAAACCCUUGCCAAUCAAGUUGAACAAUUUAUGUAGAAGUUACUGAAUGAAUUCAAUCAAGAGUUGGAAGAACAAUACAAGCAUUCCAUCAAUAAGCAAUAUCAGAGACCGUUAACUGGCACAAAUGGCUAAGAAUGCCAACGAGAACAAAUAAAAGAGGAAUAAGAAAAGGGUCUAGUCAUCAUGUUCCAUAAUAAGCAAUAGGAUGAUGGUGAAACUACUCUCAAAUUUAACCAUCUCAAAGAUUUCUUAUACUAUGAUAGCAAAAAGGCCAAAUAAGUGCAAAACCUAUCGAUUGAAUUCAAAUCACAAGGCAUGACUGACAAUAACAUGGAACACUUUAUGAAAAAAUUCAUCCAAUUUUAUAACAUUGAACAUUUGAAGCUAAACUUAGGAUGCAACUCAUUAACUGUCAUUGGAGCUAGGCAAUUAGCUGGUUGUUUCACCAAUCUGAAUCGCUUAUCUUUCAUGGAUGUUUCAAUUUACAAUAAUAAAAUUACAUGGGAAGGAAUCGAUGCUUUAAUGCAUGCUUUCAAACAUCUAUACAAUUUAAAAGAUUUAAAUUUGGAUGUAUCUUGCAACCCAAUUGGAAACAAAGGAUUUGUUAUUGUUUCCAAAGCCUUGCCUGAGAUGAGGAGAUUACGCAAACUCUGGUUGUCUGCUUAUGACAUUGGAGUUAAUGACGAAUCCUUUAAAAUAUUUAUCAAUGAAUUCACUAAAUUGCCUCCAUUGCUAAUAGCUAAAUUUGAUUUUAAAGUCAACCCCUUCAAUAAGAAACUAAUUCAAGAAUUGCAAAAGAUUAUCCACGAGAAAAAGAUUAAUAAUUACGAGAUAUUAGUAUGA